AUGAAUAUCCCGUCGUUACUUGGUGACGGUCAGGGUCAUUAUAGAGUUCAUGUUGUGGGCAAUAGUGGCACUGGCAAGUCGACCGUAAGUGCGUAUAUUGCCACUAAACUCGAUGUGCCACAUAUCUCUUUGGAUGCACUUUUCUGGGGACCCGGGUGGGUAAUGCCUUCGAAUGAUGAGUUCAAGGAGAGAGUUUCCACUGCGAUGACACGCCACUCCAAGGGAUGGGUCAUCGACGGCAACGGCAGUGAGAGCGCCACGCUGAUAUCGGAUCAUGCAACAGAUGUCAUUUGGCUUGAUCCCCCUCUAUGGUUCUACUUGCCACGAGUCUUUUGGCGUACGCUUCUUCGCCUGUUGAACAUAAUCCCAACCUGUGCGGAAGGGUGCGACGAAACUUGGGGAGAGGUGCUAUCUACGAAAGGUAUCAUCUGGUACUGCAUUUCCCGCCAUAAGUAUUCCAAGCGCAAGUUCGGCGAAAUGCUCGCUCAUACCUCGAUUGAAAAAGGAGGGAAGAUGAGGCGCCUGAAUGAGUGGGACGGCGAUUUGACGCUGUGGAAGGCUGGCCUCGAGGAGAUGCUGCGCACACACUAA
Suillus clintonianus is the source of this 591-nucleotide messenger RNA. RefSeq lists its product as uncharacterized. Lineage: Eukaryota; Fungi; Basidiomycota; Agaricomycetes; Boletales; Suillaceae. The transcript is spliced from 4 exons. The record is from RefSeq and is a predicted model, not a curated record. Bases 1 to 591 code for a protein of 196 amino acids.